AUGUCUGAUUUGACAGUUCUACGAGCACAUUUUAGGGAGCUGAAACAUGCAAAUCUUUGUAAAAACCCUAACGGGCUUCGUGGAGGAACCAUUGAACCAUCUCUUCGUAUUUUGGCCAUGAAAUAUAACUGCGAUAAGAUGAUCUGCCGCAAAUGCUAUGCUCGUCUACACCCACGUGCAACCAACUGUCGUAAGAAGAAGUGUGGGCACACUAACAACCUCCGCCCCAAGAAGAAGAUUAAGGAUUAA
This is a messenger RNA of Leptosia nina, 249 nucleotides long. Lineage: Eukaryota; Metazoa; Arthropoda; Insecta; Lepidoptera; Pieridae. The record is from the annotation of a GenBank genome assembly.